Messenger RNA from Dreissena polymorpha, 693 nucleotides. Its product is annotated as dentin sialophosphoprotein-like. The transcript has a single exon. The record is from RefSeq and is a predicted model, not a curated record. The coding region runs from base 1 to 693 and encodes 230 amino acids. NCBI's taxonomy places the organism in Eukaryota, Metazoa, Mollusca, Bivalvia, Myida, Dreissenidae.
AUGAGUGCUACAAGUGCUGAUGCUGACGUAGCUGUUCCUAAAGAUGACGAUGAUGACAGCAGUGCGUCUAAUACUGCUGCUGGUGUCACUGUUGCUGCUGAUGACGAUAAUGACAUCAGUGCUGCUACUGCUGCUGCUGGUGUCGUUGAUGCAAUUGUAUACGAUAACGACAGCAGUGCAACUAGUGAUGCUGCUAGUGUCGCUGUUGCUGAUGCUAACGAAAACGACAGCAGUUCUACAAGGGCUGCUGAUGGUGUCGCUUUUGCUGAAGAUGACGAUAAUUACAAAAGUGCUACCAGUGCUGCUGCUGAUGACGAUGUUGCUGAUGAUGACGAUCAUGACAGAAGUGCUGCUAUUGCUUGUGUCGCUGUUGCUGAUGAUGACGAUAAUGACAGCAGUGCUACUAAUGCUGCUUCUGGUGUCGCUGUUGCUGAUGCUGACGAUAAUGACAGCAGUGCCACUAAUGCUGCUGCUGAUGUCAAUGUUACUGAUGAUGACGAAAUUGACGGCAGUGCUACUAGUGCUGCUGCUGGUGUCGCAAUUGUUGAUGAUGACGAUACUGACAGCAGUGCUACUAGUUCUGCUGCUGGUGUCGAUGUUGCUGUUUAUGACGACGGCAGUGCAACCGGAAAUGUCGAGGCGGCUGCUGCUCCUCCAGGAGAGUGCUCGUGUCAUUCGCCAAAGAGCCAGUGA